This is a messenger RNA of Daphnia pulicaria, 2196 nucleotides long. RefSeq names its product glucose-6-phosphate exchanger SLC37A2-like (gene MFS16). The coding region runs from base 234 to 1967 and encodes 577 amino acids. Gene Ontology annotation, biological process: transmembrane transport. Lineage: Eukaryota; Metazoa; Arthropoda; Branchiopoda; Diplostraca; Daphniidae. Gene Ontology annotation, molecular function: glucose 6-phosphate:phosphate antiporter activity. The record is from RefSeq and is a predicted model, not a curated record. The transcript has 14 exons.
UGCAUGUGUACAGAUGCGCGUGAAACAGCCUGAGGCACUGAAGUAGAAAUCCCAGCUGUUGGCUCUGUUGUCUGCUGUGUAUCCCAUGACAACAUAGACCAGCUUCAAAAUUUUCACAAAAUUGUUCACCACCGUUCCGUGUAUACGUGGCUAAAGUUUUGUCCGACUAUUUACUCUGGUCGUUUGCAGUUAGUUAUUGAUUUCGUGAAAUUUGCUUGUCUACUUGUAACAAAAUGCCUCAUUCCGCCCAUGAUGUGCCUUUGGGUGUCGCAAUAAUUCGGAAAUUUGGAAGUUGUUUUUGCCCAAACUUUAGAGGAUCAAGACCGUUCAUAUACCGAACAUCUAUAUUGUUACUAACAUUCUUCACCUACACAGCAUAUCACAUGUCAAGAAAACCAAUCAGUGUUGUAAAGAAUGUUUUAAGUCAGAAUUGCAGUGGUUUAAUUCCUCCACCUGGAACACACAUUGAUGAUGACAACAAAGACUCUUGGUGUGAUUGGGCUCCAUUUGAUGGAAAAAAUUCACAGACCUUGCUAGGUACCCUGGAUUCGGCCUUCCUUUUUGCCUACGCAGCCGGCAUGUUUCUUAGUGGAUUCAUUGCUGAGCGAGUAAAUUUGCGCUAUUUCCUGGCGUUGGGCAUGCUCACGUCAGGUUUUUUCACCUACCUAUUCGGCGUAUCUUACUCGCAAGGUAUCCACUCGUUACCUUACUUCUUCAUAGUCCAGACGAUAGCUGGUUUUGCCCAAUCCACUGGAUGGCCCGGUGUAGUGACUGCAGUCGGUAACUGGUUUGGAAAGGGAAAAAGAGGUCUGAUUUUCGGCAUCUGGAACUCUCACACUUCGGUUGGUAACAUCUUGGGCUCCCUUAUCGCCGGCCACUUUGUCGAGAGCAAUUGGGGAAUGUCCUUCAUUAUUCCCGGCGCUAUCAUCGGCUUCAUGGGUUUCAUCAUCUUCCUGUUUUUGGUGACUGACCCGCGCUCAGUUGGGUGCCAUCCUCCUGAUCACCACGGAAAUCGGCAGGAAGAGAUUCGCAGUGGUUAUUCAAGCAUUGAAGAUGAAAGUAGCAGUCCCGGUCGCAACCGGAAUAUGCGUCUCUAUGCCAAUGGUUCCACCAGCUCGUCGGCCAGCUCGUCCAUCACUAUUGACCCCGAACGAGAAUCGUUGUUAACGCCGACUGACAACAGCGUGGAUUCCACCGAAGUUGGUACUCCCGAUAAAGUGCCUUCUGAAAUCACCAUUUCCAGCGCUGACAUCCUGGCAAAGGCGCCGGUCAGCCUCAACAAUCCCGACUUCCACCGGAGGGAGAAAGCUAUUGGAUUUAUUCAAGCUCUUCGCAUUCCGGGCGUGAUUGAAUUCUCCUUGUGCCUCUUCUUCGCCAAGCUCAUCAACUAUACCUUUCUUUUCUGGUUGCCACGGUACAUCAAUGCAUCCACAUCCUUCGAUGCCUCCGAGAGCGCAGAUUUAUCGACACUCUUCGACGUGGGUGGCAUUGUGGGCGGUAUCAUUGCCGGCGUAUUGAGCGACGUUACUGGCAUGAGUGCCGUAACAUGCGCCGUUAUGUUGGUCGUGGCUAUUCCCAUGCUCUUCAUCUACCAAACGUUUGGAACGAUAAGUCUGGCGUCCAAUAUUCUUCUUCUCAUGUCUGUCGGCUUGCUGGUGAAUGGUCCCUACGCCCUAAUCACAACGGCAGUCUCGACCGAGUUGGGUACACAUCAGUCGCUUCGGGGAUCUGCACGUGCCCUAGCCACCGUUACUGCCAUUAUUGACGGCACUGGGUCAAUCGGAGCUGCUGUUGGUCCUCUAAUAGCUGGAACGGUCUCCGACUACGGUUGGGACAAUGUCUUUUAUAUGCUAAUGGUUGCGGAUGUCAUCGCUCUAGUCUUACUGUCUCGCCUGGUCAAACACGAAAUUGAGCGGUUCCGCGAGCGACGACGGGAGAUGCGCUUUAAGCGAGAGCGUAUGGCCUAACUUUUGUAGCCUAAGGGCAGACGGACAGAGGAGUCGUCCUCGACACUACUUGACGUUUGGCCUCGUUUAUUCAUCCUUUGUUUUAUAUCAAAAAAGAAAGUUCAUGAUUGGCUUUAUACCAUCAUUACCGAGAAAAAUAAUUAAGAAAAUAAUUAAUGUUUGUUCGCUAAGUGAACUUUUUCGGUGGAUCGGCUUGUUUUGAUCGGCUUUACAUUCCUUUCAUGCUCGG